Molecule: messenger RNA, 1536 nt
Organism: Epinephelus moara (kelp grouper)
Lineage: Eukaryota; Metazoa; Chordata; Actinopteri; Perciformes; Serranidae
Product: tyrosine-protein phosphatase non-receptor type 23-like
Exons: 6
Coding region: 997-1503 (168 amino acids)
Biological process (GO): endocytic recycling; protein transport to vacuole involved in ubiquitin-dependent protein catabolic process via the multivesicular body sorting pathway; early endosome to late endosome transport
Cellular component (GO): endosome
Source: RefSeq, a predicted model, not a curated record
GAGGUAACAAAAGCAUGGACCACUAAUACAAACAUUAGAUUGGAUUUAAAUGUGACACACUGGAGCUUUAAGAGUUUAGAGUUUGUUAAACAGAGGAGAAAAUGGAGCAAUAUUCUCCAAUAUAAUAUAGUAGUAUAUAUAGUAUAUAGUAUAUGAGUUAAUUAAAGGCUACAGGUGAGAUGGUGCAGAGGUGUUUGUGGUUGAUUUCAUUAAAGAUGUGCUCACAUUUCCCGACCCAGCUCAAUAACACAAUAAUGUUAGAACGCCACAAAUGAAGUAAUCACAACACGUAGAUUUUUCCCGUUAAUAUCAAAUACAUGAAGUACUAAAGUGAAACACAUGGGAGCAAAUAAAUCAACUAUCAUGAUGUGGAGCAGCUUGUGCCCAGGUAGGCCUGUGUUCUCAAACAGUAUGACUCACAGUUCAUUCAACAGAGAUAUCCUUUUAUAUAUCCACGUCGUCACAGAGACUUAAUUCUUUGAUUGGGCAGAUUGAUUUCAGCGUCCACUCUGCUCAUCAUCAAUAACAGUGCAUUUCUUAAAAUUUAAUUAUCUUUUGAUCACCCAAUUAAACCUUUUAAAAGAAUGUGUUGCAUCAGCUCGUCCUCAGAUUGUCAGUAACAUUUUAAAAUCUUAAACUCAAUUAGUUUAUGGUCACAAACAGCUGAUUACUGACAUAUGUCUCUGUAAGUCUGUGAUUGCUUGUAAAUGAAACACGUCUUAGGUGUGUUUGUGUUGAAUGAAUCAGAUGAAUCACUGACUGAACUCUGUGACACUCAGGGCUGCUGGCCGUUUGCUCCUCUCAUGAUCAAUCUGCUGAUCAGUUUAUUGAUUCAUGAUUGAUCAGUCAAGCCUCAGAAAGUGUCCAUCAGAUUCCUCUGUGUGGAUCCAGAGGACGACGUCCUCAAUUGAUGUCUGACAGUCUGAAGACGUCAGAUCUUUAUUUCACUGUAACAUCAGAUAACUGUGUGGACUCUCUGCAGGAGCUCUGCACUCCAUGUUGGGAGCCAUGGAUAACAGAGUGUCUGAGGAGGGCAUGAAAGUGUCCUGUACACACUUCCAGUGCUCAGCAGGAGCGUUUUCCUACCUGAGAGAUCAUUUCAGUCACAACUUCAGCGUGGACAUGAGCCACCAGAUCCUCAACCUCAACAUCAACCUGAUGCUGGGACAGGCUCAGGAGUGUCUUCUGGAGAAGUCCAUGUUGGACAACAGGAAGAGUUUCCUGGUUGCUCGAAUCAGCGCUCAGGUGGUGGAUUAUUAUAAGGAGGCGUGCAGGGCUCUGGAGAACUCGGAGACAGCGUCCAUGCUGGGAAAGAUUCAGAAAGACUGGAAGAAACUGGUUCAGAUGAAGAUCUACUACUUUGCUUCUAUCGCACAUCUUCACAUGGGAAAACAGGCCGAGGAGCAGCAGAAGUACGGAGAGCGGCUGGCGUACCUGCAGAGCUCCUUGGACAAACUCACUGAAGCAAUCAAGCUGGCCAAGGUAGGACGGAGCAACACCUGACUGACUGCAUCAUUUUAGGCCCUGUGUCCACUG